Messenger RNA from Macrobrachium nipponense, 3908 nucleotides. RefSeq lists its product as uncharacterized. The record is from RefSeq and is a predicted model, not a curated record. Gene Ontology annotation, cellular component: membrane. Bases 683 to 3397 code for a protein of 904 amino acids. Gene Ontology annotation, molecular function: G protein-coupled receptor activity. The transcript is spliced from 2 exons. Gene Ontology annotation, biological process: G protein-coupled receptor signaling pathway; cell surface receptor signaling pathway. NCBI's taxonomy places the organism in Eukaryota, Metazoa, Arthropoda, Malacostraca, Decapoda, Palaemonidae.
UAGUUUGGUCUGGAUUUUUCAAGUCAAGAGGACAAACUCCCUCGCGUUAUUAGGUAAAAUGGUGAAAGGAUAUUCUUUUACCACGCUGUGAGGAUUAACUACUGUCCCGGAAUCACGGCUGGUGACCAAAAGGAUCAUAUUUGUUGUAACAGAUCCCUCCACCGUGUUCGUUCGGAAAUCCUAAGCCACGCCCCGUUCACGACGCUACCUCUCGAUCUUGAUCGUCUAAGUUUAUUUAAAACAUUCUGAAGAUACUCAUAAGAAGAAUAAACUUCGCUUGAUUAGCCUUGCACGCGAGCAAAACUGACAAACACGUAAUUUUGAACUUAGGGAGGAAAGCUCGCCAUUUCCCGCGUUCGCCAAAGAAGUAUGUCGUCCCGUGACGUCAUGGCCGAGGUUAUAUAUACAGGUGGCUGGAUUUCCUCGGCAGUACUUUCUCUUCUGCCGCUCCUUAGUUCGUACCUCUGAGGCGGUUGUGGUGUUCAAAGAUACGCUUCUACAUUAACAAAGAUUAUUGUGCCGUCUCUCCUUGGACACCGUUUUGGAUUUGCGAUGGAUACAGGAUACUAUUCAAGACUUAUAUACCCCACUUCAGGAGAAUCAUGCUGAAUAAAAGAUAUUGCAGAGCAGUCAUCAGUGCCCUAAUAUGCUUUUUAUGAAAGGGAAUUCUAUAUAACAGAAAAUGGCAUUUAUUAGUUUUGCAAAGGUAGCAUUGCUGUAUGCAACAGCAUUUGCCUCAGUCGAGUUGUGCAUUGGCUUUGGAUACCCUGAUUUAUUAGCCAUGAAUGCAACGUGCCCUCCAAAAGACACUUGUAAAAUUGUUGGUAAAGGACCUCGUCUUGAUGAAUCCAGUAACUGGAAAUACAGAAACUGUUUCUGUGACGACUUGUGCUCCAAGCAUGGAGACUGUUGCCUUGAUGCUAAUGCAUAUGUAGCCGAAGAACAAGCAAAGACUGUGGAUGAUUAUGAGUGUGUAAAACUGACUCAGUUCGGUUCUCUGUAUAUGAUGGGGGAAUGUCUCCCAGGUUGGAGUGAUCCAGUAAUUGCUGAACGAUGCACAGGCCCAUUAGAAAAGGGUAGUGAUCCUCUUUUGGAAAUGCCUGUCACAAGCUUAGAAACUUACGUGACUUAUAAAAAUUAUUUUUGUGCAGUUUGCAACAAUGACACAAGUUCCUAUGAAAUUUGGAAAGCCCGUCUUGAGUGUCCAACUCUAGAACAGUACCAGAAGGUACACAAGAACUUAACUAUGGAAUUUGUGCUACAUGAAAUUACUUAUAAAGAUAUGAAUUGGGGUUUGCAUGUUCAUGAUGAGGGAGGUUAUGUGUUUCACAACUGUUAUGUUUACCCAGUUAUGCCUGUGACUGUAACUCAUAUGGUUCGGCCCUGCGUUCAGGAUGUGAUUAAAACUUGUCCAUUGACGUGGAUAGAUGAAAAAGUUGAAGAUCUCUGCUUAUCUUAUACAGCAGUAAGGUAUAAGUUUGAUCAACCAUAUAGAAAUAUUCAUUGUGCACUUUGUAAUGGUGUUGAUUUGGAGUCAACAUUUUGCAUAAAUAGAGAAUUUUUCAGGGAGUUCUUCUUAGAUUCAUUUAAUAAUCAGUCUUUUGCAUUGCUACUGGAUUUUAAAGACAGAACAGGUGGCAAUAUAGUUGGAUCUACCACAACUUGUCAAUUAGGGGAGGUUUUUGAUCCAUUUUUCAAGAAAUGUAGAAGGGUUAUUUGUGGGAAAAGUAGUCAAGAAUAUAGGUUUGGUCGUUGUGUCGACAUGGAGCUUCCAAAGCUGGUUAGUACUGAGGUAACCACAACUGCUACAACCUUAGGUACACAACCUCCAGUUGCUAAUAAAACUAGACUUUCAGUCCCAAAUAAACCAGAAUUAAGCACAGUUUCUCAAGUAAACAAAUCUAACAACACAGCUUAUUCCAUUCUUGACAGCCCAAUUAAUCCCAUUAUUAAUAGCUCAGCCUUUAAUACCAAUGUGUCAUCAAAUACUAAUGAAACAGUGUCUGUAAUUUUAAGCACUGAAUCACCACUGCUCAUCACAACAGCUGUUGUAGAUUCCAAAGUAAAGCCUAUGCUGAAUGGAAGUGAUGUAAAACCUAUGCUAAAUGAAAGUGAUGAAAGGGCGGAAGUUAGGAAAAUUCCUUCAGAUGCUAAUGAUGAUUUUGGAGAAAAUGUCACUCCAUCAAUUCCCAAUGAUUUAAGUACCAAUUUGAUUAACACUUCAUCCGAGGCUGAAAUUGACAAUGGUACUACACCUGCUUGGUUUCUGCCCUGCGAGAAGUUUUUCUUGCCAAAAGAAGAGUACGUUGUGGGUGAGAAUGGAACUGUAGUAGUUGAAAAAUACCAACGUACUUACGAACCAAAUGAAUAUGAGCUUAGUGAGGGUGGAAUUUUAGUGUGUAUAAUUCGGACUGAAACGGAAAAAUUUUCAAGCAUAAUGGGAUGGGUAACCCUUGGUGGUCUUGGGCUUUCCUGCGUAUGCCUUUUGCUCCACCUUAUCGCAUUCUUGAUUGUACCAGAACUACGGAACCUUUCUGGAAAAAACCUUUCCUCUCUCUGUUUAGUUCUCCUUGGUGCCUUCUCCUCCUUUAUUCUGAGUACAUUUGGAGAACCAGGUGGAAAAGAAUGUUUCAUUUUGGCAAUCUUUAUGUAUUACUUCUUUUUGUCUUCAUUUUUUUGGGUAAACAUAAUGGCAUUUGAUGUUUGGAGAACAUUAAGUUUAGCUACUACUGAACUUAGAGUUAGUGCAGGAGGUCAGUGCUGUAAGUUUAUGGUUUAUGUUGUUUAUGGAUGGCUAUUUCCAGCAACUGUAGUAAUUGGUGUGUUGCUGUUGGAUAUAAUAAGGCCUGAAUUUUUGCCUGACCAAUAUUACCCAGCUUUUGGCGAAUACUGGUGCUGGUUUGGUCAUCGUAAAGCUCUGCUAGUGUUUUUUGCAGCUCCAUUGAUGACUAUAAUGGUGCUGAAUAUCAUCUUGUUUAUUUUGUCUGCACGUAUUAUAGCAAACACAAUGGAGUCCACAGCAAAAAUGACGAGUUGCGCUCCCUACCAGAGUCAGUUCAAGCUGUAUAUGCGUUUAGCAUUGUUGAUGGGAUUGACAUGGAUAAGUGGUAUUGUAGCAGGAUAUUUACAGGUAGAAGCCAUUUGGUACAUUUUUGUACUGCUGAAUACACUGCAAGGAGUAUUUAUCUUCUUGGCAUUUACUUGCACAAGAAAAGUCUGGCAUACAAUUCGUUGUGGUUGCUGUAGACGGAUAGGAAAGAACAGAUCUUGGGUUUGUAGGAGUUAUUCGUCUAGUAAACAGGGACUUCAGUCAACCAAUUCCAACACAUCAAACCUGUCUCAGACAUUAUCUCCCACCUCUCCAUUUUCUGCAAAUGCUCAGAAUUCUUCUAGUUAAUAAACCAAAGUAACAUCCACAGCAGAAGUGUUUAUUUUUAAUUUAAAAAAUAAUAACACAGUGGACUCUGUGUAGUGCAGAAAUUUCUGCAGCCUCUUUGUACAAAUGUAGAAACUUAGUAUUUUGUAAAAUUUCUUUUAGUAGAAAUGUGUUUAAUGCUAUUGUGUAUAUAAGUUUCAGAAAAUGGCAUUGUGCUUUAACUGUAUAUUUUUUGUAAUAUUUUUUAGUCAUUUUCCAUAUACUCAAGUCAUAGGUGAUAAUUACUAUUUUUAUACCAAAUCUCUUUAGCAAUUAGAACAAGUACUUUGUCAUUUAGUUGGAAAAGCCUGUGAUGAAGAAAACAGUGACUUUAAGAAAUUGUGCCAUAUAGUAUGUACUGUAUUCUGACUGGAUAUUCAAAAAAUGAUGUAAGAUUUGUCAAAUAAAAGAUAAUUUUAAUUUUUCAAUUCUGUUUACUUUGUUACAGGUAAUAUCAGCUUGUGUCAAUGUAUGCAAUAAACCAAAUACAAUU